This is a messenger RNA of Mauremys mutica (yellowpond turtle), 999 nucleotides long. Its product is annotated as olfactory receptor 10V1-like. Gene Ontology annotation, biological process: G protein-coupled receptor signaling pathway. Gene Ontology annotation, molecular function: olfactory receptor activity; G protein-coupled receptor activity. Gene Ontology annotation, cellular component: membrane. NCBI's taxonomy places the organism in Eukaryota, Metazoa, Chordata, Testudines, Geoemydidae. The record is from RefSeq and is a predicted model, not a curated record. The coding region runs from base 1 to 999 and encodes 332 amino acids. The transcript is spliced from 2 exons.
AUGAGGGGUCUGCUCUUCUCUUGUCUUCUCUUGCAGGUCCCGUGUCUUGGUUCCAGGGGGGAUGAAAACCGAACGGGGCUGAUACAAUUUCACUUCCAUCUUCUCUCGACCCUCCCUGAGAUUCAGCUGCUGAUUUUCCUGGCUUUCCUGCUCAUGUACCUGCUCAGUCUCUGUGGGAACAUGGCCGUUGCACUCACUGUCUGCACCGACCGCUCCCUCCACACCCCCAUGUACUUCUUUCUGGCCAAUCUGGCAGUGCUGGAGAUCUGCUACUCCUCUGUCAUUGCCCCAUUGGCCCUGGUCAACCUUGUGUCAGGGAGGAAGGCCACCAUCUCCCUCGCUGGCUGUGGCACCCAGAUGUUCUUCUUUGUCUUUGUGGGAGGUGCUGACUGCAUUCUGCUGGCCGUCAUGGCGUACGACCGAUAUGUGGCGAUCUGCCACCCACUGCGCUACACCCUCAUUAUGAACUGGAAAGUCUGUGCCUGUCUCGUAGCUGGCUCACUGGUGCUGGGCUUCCUAUUAUCCCUGCAACUGACCAUCUUGAUCUUCCGCCUGCCGUUCUGCAGCACCAAGGAAAUCGAUCACUUCUUCUGUGAUAUCCCUGCUGUCCUGAGGCUGGCCUGCACCAACACACAUGUCCACCAGGCUGCCCUCUUCAUUGUAAGUGUCACAGUCCUGACCAUCCCCUUCCUGCUGAUCUGCCUCUCCUAUGUCUUCAUUGUGACUGUCAUCCUGCAAAUCCGCUCUGCAGCCGGCCGGCGCUGCACCUUCUCCACCUGCUCCUCCCACCUGACAGUCGUCCUCCUGCAGUACGGCUGCUGCAGCUUCAUAUACCUACAGCCCAGCUCCAGCUACUCCCCGGAGCAAGGUUGGGUGGUGUCUGUAGUCUACACCUUUGUCACCCCUGUACUGAACCCCCUGAUCUACAGCAUGAGGAACAAGGAGCUAAAAGAUGCCCUGAGCAGAGCGCUGGGAAGGAAAAUGCUGUCCCAGGGAUAG